Molecule: messenger RNA, 834 nt
Organism: Hyaloscypha bicolor E
Lineage: Eukaryota; Fungi; Ascomycota; Leotiomycetes; Helotiales; Hyaloscyphaceae
Exons: 4
Coding region: 1-834 (277 amino acids)
Source: RefSeq, a predicted model, not a curated record
AUGUCCCCUGCUCGCCAAAUGGGGACGGAGAUUGUUGUGCAGAAGAGGACUUUUGCACAUCUUUGGGCUAUUGCAUUAGCAACUCCAAAGGUUACCAUUACCGUGGAGCUUGCACAGAUGUUACGUGGUUUAAUCCUUCUUGUCCGGAUUAUUGCUUGGCCGACUCAAAUUCCGGAAACAGUAGCUCCGUCAACGUGCUUGCUUGCAAUGCAGCAAAUACCGGCGGGUCAUGGUGCUGUGCAUACAAUGGCAACUGCUGCUCAUCCUCGACCUUCGUCCCCACCUUCGGAACCAUCUUUGCAGAACAGGGAGCAGGCACUUCCAGCUCUCACAGGAGCUUCCAUAUCGAACACUACAGUAGGCAGCAUGGCUUCAACAUCGCAUACUUCAGCGAAUAGCAACACAGUGACGAUUGUUGGCGCUACCUUGGGGGCAGCGCUCGGGGUCGCUGUUCUUGGCUUAUUUGUCUUAUUUUGUAAAGAAAGAAGGAAGAGGAUACGGAUAGAGCAAGAGCGAACUAAGGAGAUGUCGGACUACUACAACAGACGCGGAGAUGACGGGAAGAUAAUUGCAGCACAUCAGAAUAUGGCUAAGCCUUCUAUGAGGAUAACGCAUCAGAAGAGGCACGAAUUGCCAGUUCGCUCUCCGCCGCCGCUGGUCGACGCCAAAACUUCACUCGAUGACUUUAUGAGAGAGACUCGGGGACAGGAAUGUGUACGACUUUAUAUUAUUUACGGACCUGGAAGAAUGUUAGAGGGAGGUACCCAUGUCAAUACCAGCUUCGCUCAGCUUUGUCUUGUAAAGGAAUGGGUCCACGUAAUCUACCCUCGGUGA